Pelagomonas calceolata is the source of this 13925-nucleotide messenger RNA. The record is from the annotation of a GenBank genome assembly. NCBI's taxonomy places the organism in Eukaryota, Pelagophyceae, Pelagomonadales, Pelagomonadaceae.
CCGCGCAAUUGCGCAGCGUCGCGCAGCGAUGCAAUGAGCGCUCCGCUGCAAGACAAGCAGAACAUCGAUAGUUCAGUUGUGAUGUCGGCUGAAAAAAAGCCACCAGGAACGCCGUCGCGCGCCGCAAUGGAGGCCGCAGCGGCAGACACGCCAACGACGCCGCCGCCUGGGAUGACCGCGGAAGAGGCUGACGCGGAGACGCCGGUCAUGAGCGCCGAGGCCGCGGACGCCGAGACGCCGGAGCCGGCGACGCCCGAGCCCGCGACAACAACAACGCCGGCCACGCUCGACGCGCUCCACAAUUACCUGGGCCCGCUCUGCCAGGCGCUGCUCGGCGCGACGCCCGAGGCCCUACGCCGCGCGGAUGAUAGUAAUGUGGCCUGGUUCGCGGGCCAGCCGGCCGGGUCCACGCUCGUGUGCACGACGGACGACGACGGCAAUGUAACGUACCACCGCGGCCGGAGUCGUAGCGGCGCGUCGAGGUACGUGGUCGUCGCGUCGACGGCUCCCUUGGGACCGACCAUAUCGGAAGGAGGGUUAGCGGCGGACGCGUUGACAGUCGUAUUAAGUGGCAGAGACGCGGAUCCGAUAAACGAGGCGAAGGGCGUCGUGCGCGCGGCACUGGCGCCGCUCGUCGCCGAGGUCGAGGACGAGACUUCGAACGUGGCCGCGGUGAAACGACGGCUGGGCGAAUUAGAUGCCGCUCUAUCUAGGUGCGGUCACAAGGGCGACGCGGCCCUGGUCUCGCUACCACUUACACCUCCACCGAAGAUCGCGGACCUCCUCUCGCACAUGAAGAGUGAUGAAGUCGCCGAUCAGAUAGGAGAGGACUCUACCAUAGCCGACCGCUGCGCCGAGAGCGUCGCGGCGUGGGCCGCUUCUACUCGUGCACUGGCCGAGCUCGUCGAGUCCACACAAGAUGACAAUAAUCCUUUGUACUUCGCUUCCACGCCGUCGGGCUGCGACGCCUUGCACGCCGAAGUGGAGCGCUGGCGCGCCUAUUCAGCUGCCGUUAACAAUGCUCAGACGACGCGGAAGAGUGCAUCUGCAGUCGCUCUAGGUGCCAUCCUCAAGAGAAACCGGAGGUUCGUGGCUGCUGCCCAAUUAGAUGACGGCGUCACGGGACCUUUACAGAGAGCGGCGGACGCGUGUAGGGACGCCAAGAGUCUCUUGUCAUCUUUACCGUUGGAUCGACUGGAGUCCGCCGCCUCGCUACCCGACUUGACGGAGACGUCUGAUAACUUCUUCAAAGCACUAGGCAAGCUCAAAGCCACUAGACGAUAUGAUAUGUCAAGGGCCGCUCGUUUAGUCGAGUGCGCGUCUUCUGCCAUAGGAGAACGAGCCUCGUUCCUACUCGAAGACCAAAAGUCUCUCCUAGAUGAGUCAAAUGAAGACGCCUUCGAGCAUGCGGAGCAGUUGUUUCGUGUCACGCGGCAAGGGUGCCGCAAGUUCCGGGAAGUAGCUUUGGACUUAGCGAGGCGAGGCGCCGACGUCUCCCUCAACCUAGUCUUGGAUCAUGAGCGCGUCGAAAAGCGAUUGACACAAGUCAAGGACUUCCUCCGGCGCCACGCGACCUUCCGAAGAGUCCUCGACGAGGCUUUGAGUGGAGACGAACGGCCUCUCGCCGAACUCGACGGCGCGUUCCGGGAAUUCCGCGAAAGUCUGGGUAGCAAAGUCAUCGACGCGUCGUUCGACGGCGACGCGACCUGGAAUGCCGCAGCAGCACAUUACCAAAAGCGCGUCACGCACUGCGAGACUUUAGCUGCGCAGCGCAUGGCCGAGUCGCUCGACCAGGCGUCGGGCACGGACGCGGUCUUCGAGGUCUUUAAGGCCUUCCAGCCUUUGUUGGAUCGCGUGCCUGUUCGCAGGGCGGCGCAGAGAAGGCAGUCUGAGUUGAUAGAAGCGGUAGCAUCUGAACUUGAUGCGUUGAAGACGGCCUGUACUCGUAGAUAUGAAAAUUCGGGCUGUCGGUCCCUAGAUGUGCUGAGGGAGGUCCCACCGGUCGGCGGGAAGGCGGCCUGGGCGCGACAGGUCGAUGAAAGGCUGCGGGAGCAACUUAGUAGAUUAGAUGCGGUCAUCGGGAAGGAGCACGUCCAGAGGCAUCCUCGGGGCAAGACCCUCAAACUACUAGCGGAGGAACUGCUGAAGCAUGUCGAUGCUUCACCACUAUUUGAUCAAUGGCUCGAGACCUGGACCAAUAAAUGUGCUUCGGGUCUCAGAGAUGGGCCUUUACUGAAGGUCGCGCAUGGGCGGUUAUGCGCCAACUUCGACCAGCAGCGCAUCGAGCUCGCGCGGGAAGUGGAUUGUUUGAGACGGUUGAACUUCCGGGUCCCCGAGACGAUCGCACUAGUUGCCGAUGAGGCGCGCCAGCGGAUCCAGGUCGCGCACGCUCUACGAUCAGCUUGUAGGUUAUAUGAUCGGUGUUCUUCACACAUAUCUGACGAUGAUGCUUGCAUGUUACAACCCUGGAUUCAGGCUUGUCGAGAUAUCGCUUCAAAAGCGUUCCCGGCCUCGAGGGGGCAGGCCCCUAGAAUCGCGUGGACGUCGCCCUCUGAGAGUACAAGGGCCUGGGUCGAUUCAUUUAUGGAGACCGUCGCUUCCUUGCAGGAGAAGGUCGACGUGUUAAGUAAGGCUCGUUCACAGUGCGACGCGUCCCUCUCAUUAUUGUCCGCGUCGGACAGUGCUAGAGAUUUGGAAACGAUCUCCACGAAGCCGCUGCAGGACGUCGUCGACAGGUUAGCCUUGGAGGGCUUCCAGGGACUCAACCAGUGGGUCGCAUCGUUGGAUGAGAGGUGCCGCAUUUCACUCAGAGAGCGCACGUCAGAUCGGUUGAUAAGGUGGGCCCUGGCUCUAGAAGGCGCGCCUAUCAUCUGUGAUGUUGAAGAGGAAACAUCAGUGGAUGUCGGGUGUUUGCGGAGCAGGCACUGCCUCGUUACGAGUGAGAGUGGGAUCCAAUUGGACCCUCCAGUAACAAGUGCACGACUCACUCUCCAGGCCCAGGUCUCUCAUUUGGUAGAUGCCGCUCGACAGUUACCUAGAUUACGGGCGUCGCGCUUCGACGCCCUCAAUAACGAUGACGGCGACGCGUACGACGACCUCUUGGUCGAAGAGGAUAACUCAUCAAAAACAUUGACGAAAGCGUUAGAUGCCGCUCUACAAGCUAUUGAGAGAAGAGUCACCGAUGCGCUAGCGCGCGAGAAACGCUGGGCGCGCCACUCGGGCCUGUGGCGUCUUACUGUUACUGAUGUAGCUAGAGCUCUCGACGACAAGUACCCGGAGCACGUCAAGGACUACACCUACGACAGCGGUUCGAGGUUGGACGCCUGGGCGCGCUGUUUGGAGGGCGCCGGCGCGUCGCGACGGGACGCCGACGCCGACCUGGGCUUCGAGGAGGAGCGGCGACGGGGCGCGUCGGACGAUGUCCUGCGGGCUGUCGUCACGAGACAGCCUGAUUCAUUUUAUUCGUCCACGGACCCUGAUAAUGGCCUCGCUGUCGUGAUUGACGCUCGAAAAGCCCAUACGGCCGUAAAACAUCGGCUCGAUGCGCGACUAGUGGAUUUACGAGCCGAGGCCCGGGAAAGGUAUGCAACGCAUGCUUCUGGGUUGUUAAAACUCGCCAAAGAAUCAAGGCACAAAUUAGAACGCGUCGACGAGAGAAGAUGUAGUUGCAGAGAGGCAUUGGCUCAAUUAGCUUUACAUGCUUCGCUCCAAGAAGCAUUACCACAAUGGAGAGAAACGGUGCAAGGGUUACUGCGGUUAGAAUGGAAUCUAAAAACGCAGGACGAGGACCCGCACGACGACGAGCUCGACCUGUGGACUGAAGCUUCGCUCGUCGAGGGCGCCGUCGACGCGUGCGCCCAGGUGUUGGAGACGCGGAAGGGCCGUUUGGAUGGAGAGAAGGCGGCGCUGCGAGCGGAGGCCGACGCCGAGCUCGUGAAGGCGAGGAUGGCGUCGGCCGCCAUCUCCGAGUCCUGGCGCGCGUUGAAACCAGAACGUUUAGGCGAAGGCGAGAACGCCUGUGCGACCACGGCGCAAGCGCAAGAGCGGCUACAGCAAUUCACGGAGCGAGUACAGCGGGCGUUGGACGACGCGCGGGACUUCGCGCGAGCUUUGGUGGCGCUCGAUGGCUCCGCGCAGGACGCCUCGACCGGUGAGUUAGAGGCCAUAGACGUGGAAGCGCGAGCCCUGGGCGAGGUCUGGGAGGCUUUGUCAGGUCCCAUCGCCUCCAUCGGUACGCUAGAUCGUACGAGAUGGGUCGACUUCGAGCCGUCAAGUGCCAAGGAAACGUUACGCAAAGCUAAUGAAGCUCUGCGGACGUGUUCGUCGAAAGUCAGGCAGUACGCGUGCCACGCCGACGCCUGCAAACUUGUGCAAGAGAGGGAAAGAUCAGUAGGGGGCUGGGUCGGUUCCCUACGCUCGGCCGAACUCACGCCACAACUAGAACGCAAGCUCGCCAAGGUUUUGUUCAACUCGCCGCGCUGGGACGCGCGAUCGAGAAAUUGCGGCGACUUCCUACGCCUGAAGGUCACUCCAAGUAUGAGAAAAGAGCUAGAUCAAGUACUGGCCGCGGCGAGGCGCGACGCGUCGAUGGCGCAGUACCUUGAAGACGUCGACCGGCACUGGUCCGAGCGGUUGUUCGACGUGGCUCCGGGCCGAUUAAUAAGGGGCUGGGAUGCUCUGACCGAGGAGUUGGACGAACACAGUCAAGCUUUAUUAGCUAUGAAGGAGGCGCCUCAUUUCAAGGACAUCGAUUCCUCAUCAGAAGUCUAUCGGCGACGGGAAGUGCUGUCAAAUGACGUAGAUGAACUACGAAGAAGGUUGGAUCUCUGGUCCGAUGCUCAAAGGAGGUGGGUCCACCUCGACGCGAUCUUUGGUUCUAAUGCGGACAUCGGCGAUCGGCUGCCUCAAGCCAAAAACGCCUUUUCAGACGGUUCUAGAACUUUUGACCGGUGCCGGGACGACUGCCUUGAGUCAUGUAGAGUUAGAGCGUUGUUGGAAGUUGCCGCACUGCCGGAAUCCCUAGAAGCCGUCUCCCGACUAUUUGGAGACGCGCAGCGGUGGCUCGGCGAGUUUUUGGAAAGCAUGCGUUCCGAGUUCCCGCGGUUCUACUUCGUGGGCGACGAUGAUUUGUUGGGGAUGCUCGGGGGCGGCAUCGAGGGUGCUAGGCCGCACCUCACGAAGAUGUUCGCGGCGCUCCGAGACGUGUCGGGCGGACGGAUGUUCAGUGCGGAUGGUGAGGACGUGCCAUUAUCAGGUUCAUUGGACGAGUCGUCGUGUGUGGCCUGGUUAUCCUCGCUCGAACGAGCCAUGAGAAUAUCAGUAGCGCAGUCCCUGAAGGACGCUUUAGUGAUCGACAGCGACCUCGAGAAAUGGUUAUCAACACAUCCGACGCAAGCCUUAUGUUCAUCGAUACAGUGCGACUGGGCAUGUAGGAUGGACGCAGCCUUGGACGGAGGUUCCUUGGAGGGACCGUCCCAAGUUCUUGUAUCCAGAUUAGCGUCCUUGUCAUCAGCUACUUCGUCACCUCUGAAACGAGCUCAAUUAAUUGUCGAGUUGGCGCAGCAGCGGGACUGCACGCAGUCCUUACACGACGCUAAUUCAUCACAAGACCACCGAUGGCUGCGCCAACUGCGGCUGUACUGCAAUCCGAAUUCAAUGGAUGUGGUUGAAGGUACGUCGUUCUUAGAGCAAUUGAUCAAAGGCACGACGCCGUUAGCCGUGACAUGUGUCGCUCGAGUGGCGGGCGCGUCACUCACAUACGGCUACGAGUACCAGGGGAUUGGAAGAAGAUUAAUCAGAACGCAACUCACGGAUCGCUGCUUCGCGACGCUCGCGUCUUCUCUCAAAUGGAGAUUGGGAGGCAACCCCGUGGGACCGGCGGGGACGGGCAAGACCGAGUCCGUGAGGGCUUUAGGUGCUUUGUGUGGCCGGCACGUCGUCGUCUUCAAUUGUGACGAGGCCUUUGAUCUAGGGGCUACUGGUCGCUUACUGCGAGGUCUCUGCAGAACUGGAGCGUGGGGUUGUUUUGAUGAGUUCAACCGAUUGGACGAGGGCGCGCUGUCGGCCGUGGCGCAGCAACUGAGAUUCAUCCAGGAGGGGUUGUUAUCGAAGGCUUCCGCCGUGGAGAUCUCUGGAAGACCUACGCCCUUGGUACCCACCACUGCUGUGUUUGUCACGAUGAACCCGGGCUAUGCUGGUCGAUCUCCAUUACCAGAAACGCUGAAACGUUUAUUUAGGACGGUCGCCAUGGCUAAACCGGACAGCAGAGCCAUCGCCACGACCACAUUGUACGCUCAUGGCUUCUCGGAGGACAGGGCCCGACCCCUCGCCCACGCGUUGGUUGCGCUGUUUGAGUUGUGUGGCUCGCGCCUAUCCUCGCAAAGCCACUACGACUGGGGUUUGCGAGCUCUGGGCCCUGUCUUGAAAACGGCCGGCAACCUCCUCACCACGACGUCGGAACCGAACGCUUUGCUGAGAGCGGUGCGCGCGACCGUGGCGCCGCGCUUAGUCCAGGAGGACGCCCAACCUUUUGACGAACUACUACGGGCGGCCUUCCGCGAGGACGCUCUAGUGCAAGACGACGGUUCGACGCAACAGGAAGGUACGGAUGCGUUGGUAGAUGCCAUUUCUGUUGAUAGACUGGACAAGGCCUUUACGGAUGCGGCGCAAGCAAGAUCUGUAAAUGCUUCUGCAGCAUGGCUCGCGAAGGCCCAUCAAUUACGAAGUGUAUUAGCGUUGUCCACGGGCGCUGUCGUAGUGGGACAAACGGGCUCCGGCAAAUCUACGUUAGUAGAGUGCGUCCUCGCCGCCUUAGAAAGUAUAGAUGGCGUCAAGGGUGAAGCUCAUUGGAUCGAUCCCAAAGCUCUUGUAAGUGACAGAUACAAGGAGUUGUUGUUCGGUAGACUAGAUGCGACGACCCUCGAAUGGACCGACGGGGUGUGUACGGCCCUAUUGAGGAGCGCAUCACAGAAGAAACGGACGUGGCUCUGCCUCGACGGCGACGUGGACCCCGCGUGGGCCGAGAAUUUAAAUAGUGCCUUAGAUGACAAUAAGGUGUUGACGCUGCCGAACGGGGAGAGGAUCGCGGUGCCUGCCGACGUUCGAUUUGUUUUUGAAGUCGAGGAUCUAUCAAGAGCUACUCCCGCAACGGUUUCUCGCUGUGGUGUUUGUCAUGUGGAUGCCGAGUUAGUAUCACUCCAAGACCGCGUCGAGAGCUGUUAUCGACGGUUGCAUGCCGACGAUGCGGCGUUCGCGGGUGCUGCCCAACAGCUCUUUGCUCACGAUGGCAUUGUGGGUCACGCUGUUGCCUUCUCGAUGCGAGGGGGUGUCAUGCAGUCGCCGUCGCCGGAACAAUCAUUAAAUGCCUUGACUUCAUUAUUAUUAGCGGCGAGAGACGACGCGGCGACGCAUCGCAUAGAUCCUACUACUAAAAGAGGAGCGUCUUUCGUCAGAAGAAGCGUCUACGCGGCGCUGUUCUGGAGCUGUGGCGGGAGCAUGGAUAAUGAUGACAGAAUCAAGUUAGGCGACCUGCUCAACAAAGCGGCGUCGAAGACCGAUGAUGGUACAGACGGUGUCAUCGGCCUGGAUGUGAGAUGCGCCGCGCGGGCGCCGGACUUCUGGGAGGCCUGGGAAAGUCGAGUGCCGUUGACGGAGGAGGCCGACCUCAACUCCGUAGUACCUACUGCCGACACAGCUAGACAUGAAGCUCUCGUAGAAGCUCUCUGUCGGCGACGGAGCGGUUCUCUGUUGUGCGGCCCGCCCGGGAGCGGCAAGACCAUGACCUGCGACCACGCGUUGGCGUCGAACCAAGCCUUGUACGCGCGAGCCGCAUUAGCUUGUGCGGCCGGCACCAAAGCCUCGGACGUGGCUCGGUUGUUGAGUGAGCACUGCGAACUCAAAAGGGGCGCCCGCAACGAAUUUAGUUUAGUACCAAAGAAAGCUUUACAUGGUGAGAGAAGGAUACUAGUCGUGUUCUGUGACGAGAUCAAUCUGGUGGAACCCGACGCGUACGGCACGCCGCGAGCCUUGGCGUUUGUGCGGCAAUUGAUUAGUAGGAAGGGCUUCUGGGCCCUCUCGACGAAUAGUGCGAGGGCAGCUCUCGAGCCGGGCCGCUUCGCGCGCGUCGCUUCCCAGAGAUGUUCUCCAAGGUGGGUGUCCUUGGAACGCGUUUCGUUGGUCGCUGCUUGUAAUCCGCCCACGGACGCUGGACGAAAACCACUCCCCCGACGAUUAUUAAGGCACCUCCACGUCCUGUCCGUGGGAACACCCUCGAGACCCGCGCUGGAGCGAGUCUACGCCGCGUAUACUAGAAGAGCGACGAAAAUAAUCGCCACGAAUUUCCCGGAGCCUGACAUAAAAGAAGUGGUCCAGAACCUCCCGGCGGCGAUGAUCGACGCCUACGAGUUCAAUCAGCGAACAUUCUCGACGAAGGGACCGCAGUGCGUCUACUCGGCUCGCGAAUUGACGCGGUGGUGCCGCGCCUUGGAGCAGGCUUCUGAUGCUUGUUCCAAUGCUUCGGCAUUGGUGCGACUCUGGCUCCACGAAGGUUUAAGGCUGUUUGCCGACCGUUUGCCGGAAAUGACUGAUGUUGCUACUUGUGAUGAGGCUCUACGAAGUAUCGCCCGGAAGCGCUUCCCUGUAUCGUCCGAAGCUCUAGAACCACCAUUAUUAUACGGAAGGUGGCUCUCCAAACAGUACGCGCCGACGUCUUUAUCUAAACUUAGAAGGUUCGUCGCAUCUAGAUUGAGGACCUUCCACGAGGAAUGUCUGGAUGUCCCGCUCGUGGUUUUCGACGAUGUGGCGAGACACGCUCUACGCAUCGAUUCUGUACUGCUCUCAGCGUCUUUCAUACAAACGGGGGACACAUACUUCAAUCUGAGUGCCUCCAAUAUGGACCAGCACUUCGUUCCGCCCCCAAGACUACGAAAGAGCCCCUCUGAUGACUUACCUUUGCGAGCCUAGAAGGUAGGACAGUGCGGGGGCUGUCAUCAAUGACGUUCCGCUCAAGAAGGCCUUCCACACGAGCAUUGUCAUGAGGUCGAUACGGCGAACCUAUAUAUCCUACGCAGGUCCUGCGCGCGGAGUCCGGCCACUUGCUACUCGUGGGCGAGUCGGGAGUGGGCAAGACCGUUUUAGCGAAAUUUGUCGCGUGGCACAACGGCAUGGGCGUGAAGGAGAUCCAAGCUACAAGGACGUACACGUUGGCGCACUUCGACGACGACCUGCGGUCGUGCAUGAAGCGGGCCGGUGUGGACAAGGAACGACUCGUGAUUUUGUUGGACGCGGACGGUGUGUCCACUAAUUUCCUGGAGCGGAUGAACGCUUUGUUAGCCGCGGGAGAAGUCCCCGGUCUCUGGCCCGCCGACGACCUGUCGAGGCUGUUGACGCAAUGCCGCGACGCUAGGAGGUCGGAAAGCGUCGGUGGUGAUGCAGACGACGACGCUGUCGUGCUGAAAUGGUUCUCUAGUAAUGUCCGACGGAACUUACACGUUGUGUUUUGUUUGGAGGAUUUGAGAUCUGCGUCAACGACGGCCUCCCCAGCAUUAUUCAACAGGUGUGUCGUGGACUGGUUCGGCACGUGGUCUACGUCAGCGUUGGCUCAUGUGGGCGACGCUCUCCUAGCAGAUGUCGACGUCGAGCAGUUGGGUGCGUGGGACGAGCAAUCAAUGUCUGUGGUACAGAGGGCCGACAGAGACGCGCUGCUGCAGAAGGCAUCAUACGUAAGGUACGAGGAGAGCGACUCGGACGAAGAAGAAGAGCAACCUACUACCUUAAAGACGGCGUUAGUUGCCGCCCUGGUGGAGAUCCAUGGAGAAAGCAGGGGCACCGCGCGGGACUUCGUGGAUUGUUGCCGGAGGUUCGCGAAGGAUGUUGUGGAGAGGAGAGAAGCAUUGGAGCAGCGCCAGCAACGCAAGCAGGCCGGCCUCCGGGAACUGGAGGCCGCUUCCAGUGAUGUCGCGGCGCGCCAGAAAGUCCUCGCCGAAAAAAAUGCCGAGCUCGAGGUCCAAGAGGCGGAAGCUUCUCAGCAACUCGAAAAGAUGGUCGCCGACCAGCAGGAGGCCGAGGCGAAGCAGCGGCAGGGUGCUUCGUUGUCUGAGGAAUUAGCUGUGAAGAGCGGCGACAUCGCUCAAAGAAAAGCCAGUGCGGAGGCUGAAUUAGCGACGGCCGAACCCGCACUCAUCGCCGCGCGAGAUGCGGUCAAGGGCAUCAAGAAGGCUCAACUAGAUGAACUAAGAGCGCUCCGGAUGCCUCCGAUACAAGCUAAAAGAACGAUUGAGGCGGUCUCGAUCAUCCUUGGUCUAGUACCGCUCCAGAAGUCCUACGACUGGGAUGAUGUGAGGAAAGCUCUGCGGGACCGAUCCUUCAUCCCCAACGUCAUAUCCUUUGAACCGCGGGACAUGGACGAUGCUGCGGCGGAAUUUAUCCGGCAACGGUACCUGUACCCUACCCCUGAAUUCCUGGAGAAGCUCAACCAGAAAGAAAGGGAGAAAAACGAGGACUGUAAGGAGAUCAAAGCGUUGGACUUUGAGAGCGUGAAUCGCUCGUCACAAGCGGCCGGUCCACUAGUUUUGUGGCUCGCGUCGCAGCUCGACUACGUGGCCAUUGAAAGGAAGGUCGAACCGCUACAGCGCGAGGUCGAAGCGUUAGAAGUAGCUACCCGUGAUACGCGGGAGCAAGUACAAAGGCUAGAGGAGGAGAUGGCGGUGCUGGCGGAGUCCGUCGAACGGUACAAGGCGUCGUACGGCGUCGCUGUGAGAGCUGCGGAGGGCCUCAAGGCGGACAUCGAGAAAGGGAAGGAACGGGCGGAUCGCGCGUCUCGGUUAGUGGCUUCGUUGCGGGACGAGCAGGAGCGCUGGAGCACCGAGGCGGAGGCGUUUCCUUCAGCCGUAUCAAUGUUGCCGGGCCAGUGUUUAAGAGAUGCGGUCGACGUGGCUUAUAAUGGGCCUCGUAGCGAGAAGCAACGGCGACAGCUACGUGAAGUAGUGAGGAGCGUCUGCGCACGUGUUGGGCUAUUAGUUGAUGACAAAGACCUAACGGCCUCGGUCUCGCAAACUACUCUCAGAAGAUACCACGACCGCCACGGCCUGCCGAGGGAUUCCAGGUGCGCCUUGAACGCGUGCGUCUUCGAGGCGUCGUCGAGGUCGUGCCUCUUCGUGGACCCGACCGGCUCAGCGUUACGCUUCGCGUCUUCGCUGUUAGCAGACAAGCGCGUCUCUGUGAUUUCCGCCGCCGAUGCCAAUUUUACACGAUCCUUAUGUACGGCGGCUAGAUUUGGCACGGCUCUCAUAGUGAAAGACGUCGACGACGCCUGGGAUUCGGUCGCGCACCCUCUGCUCAAUCGAGAAUUCGCGCGGAAGAGCGGCGGAUUGUCCGUGUGCAUCCAAGGCGAGGAUGUUGAUGUAAGCGAGGACUUUUUGCUGGUCUUGCACUGCCGCAGCACAGAAGGGUUAAGUAGAGGCUUGCUCGGGCGAGUCAACGUCGUUGAUUUCUCCACGACUCCGGACGCUCUGACCGAUGCCAUUCUGUCGAAGGUCGUGCGACGGGAGCGUCCUGAUUUGGAGCAUAAACGGCAGGACGCUGCCAGAUCUCUAGAAAAGCAGCAGUUACGCUUAGCGCAGCUCGAGGACGACGUGCUCGAAUUAAUAUCGACUCAUACGGAAGGUACGGGUUUACUAGACGAUGAAAGAGCCGUCGAGGCCUUGCAGAAGGCGAAGAACGAGGCAAAUGAGGCCCUGGACGCGUCACGAGCGACGGAGACCACUAUACAAGAACUGAGGAAGGCUUCGGUCGUCUACGAGCCGGCGGCCGUCUUUUGCGCGCGUUUAUUCGGCACGUUGUCGCAGCUCGAGCAAUUCCACGCUUCCUAUGCCUAUGCUUUAGACGACUACCUCUCCAAUGCUUUACAUGAUGCGUUGCGCGAUGCGUCUCCCGCGCAAAUUGGCGAGACGAGUAUCCAGCGCUUCGAGAGGCUCACGGCACCGUUGCUCAAGGAGGCUUCAGUGUAUGUGACGGGAGCCAUUCUAACGCGGGAGCACCGCGCGUCGUGUGCUUUAGCGGUGGCCAGACUCCUCAGCGAGAGCCGGAAGGACUUAGGUGGCCCUACGGAAGACGUCGAUUCAUUUUUAGCGAGCAAUGGUUCAUUUGAUCAAGCCCGGUCACUGAUCGAGACGGUGCUCGGCGCCUCGUGGCUAGAUGCGUCAAAAUCAGGCGCUAUGAGUAUUGCACAAGCGGCCUCGAAGUCGGACGAGCGCUUGAGUAUUUGUAAUGCGGCGCUGGAGCGGCGCAAACUGUCUCGACGGAGGCGGCGCUCUUCAUUAGUGUCGAGGAAGUCCCUCGCGGACGACGAGGAGGAGGACGAGGACCCGCACCAGUCUUCACUAGAUGCCGCCGCCGUCGAGUGCGACGUCAGUGCUCUGAGGGCUCCCAUACUGACCGUUGUGGCCGAAAGAAAUGGUGGGCGCGACGGCGCGUCCGACGCCCGGAAAGCUGCUCAAGAACGUCAUGCUUCGGUCGAGGAAGUGGCCCUCGGGUCGCACGAGGGCGAGGUGCUCGCGGACGACGCGCUGCGGCGCGGCGCCUCUUCAGGAUCCUGGGUGCUGUUGGAGAACGCUCAUUUGGCGUCCAAGGCCUUCAUCGCAUCCCUCGAAAAGAAAAUACGCGAGGUCGGCCACGACGCGGCGCCUGGGUUUAGGGUGAUUCUGACCAUCGAGGUCACCGCCGACCAGGAGGCUUUACCGAAAAGACUGUUCUCUGCUUCUAGAGUGAUCGCGCUGCCGUCGGACGCGGGCCUGCGGGCUUCAUUACUAAGGCACGACGCCCUCGUGGAGCAUAAUGACACACCCCCGCGGGAACGGGGCCGCGUCCGAGCACUGUUCGCACUCGCGCAUGCCGUGGUCACGGAACGAGCGAGGUACGACGACGGCUGGUCCAAGCCCUACGAAUGGGGCGACGUCGAUGCCGUGUGUGCCUUACGUGCGUGCGAUGCCGUCCUUGAUUCAUUAUCAUCGCAGUCACACGUGGCGCCCUCGGACUUGCCCUGGGUGUCGCUGCGGGACGCCUUCGAGUCGACGUAUGGUGCGAGACUGGAACGGGAGUCGGAUCGACGGUCAUUGAAAGCGAUCUCCGCAUUGUUAAUCUCCCAAGAGGCCUUCUCUCAAAAUGACAAGGCGCCCCUGCCGUGCGGGGACGUGCUGGGCCCCUUGCCGGACGGCUUUGAGCUCACGAGGGACACGUGGCGCAGCUGGAUCUCUCAACUACCCUCUUCGACGUCGUGCACGGCGCUCGGCUUGAGUUUAGAUGCUGAUGAAAGACGGGAGGCGCGCGCCGCGACUACGAUGUUAGAUGAUUGCGCGCGGCUCAUCGGUACUUCCAGAAAGACGGCUUCUUCUCAAGUAAACGACGAAGAUAUCGACGCUUUGAUGGACGAGCUGGCUCAAAUACGAACCGGAAGCGGUGGCGCCGUCGCGGACGCGGCCAAGCGCGAGGUCGCGGCCGCUUUGAUAGCCUUGAAGCGGGACGGAUCAACGGCCGCGCGCCAGGGCCGCGCGGCCCUUUGUCUCGCCUCGGGCCAGGCCGUGGCUUUGAAUCACUUGGAGCGGCCGGCUCAAUUAAUCGCGGCGCUCAAGAUCGACGCCGCGGCGGCGCUGAAUGCGUCGCUGGACGACCUCGAGCUUGCCGUUGUUGGGGAUGGUUUGAAAUUGGCGGGCGUCGCGUGCCGCGGCCUGGAUCCAAUAAGGCCGCUGGCCGUCGCGUGGCGGCCGCGGGCGACAAAUGGCGUGCUCGUGCCGCUCGUGCUUGCCAGAGAGCCGCUCGCGCCGCCGCUCGCGGAGGUGCGCGUCGAGGUGGCGGACGCGGUGAGGAAUCCGACGUUCGUUGCCGAGUAGGAGUGGUGGUCGGUGGCGCCCUGUACUAAGUAUAUCAAGUUA